UUUUCCACUACAACAAAUUAAAGGUGGACACCAAACAAGCUUUACUGUCACGCCAAUGGCCACUAUCGAUGGUGGUUAUGCUUUAAUCUAUGCUAAUUCUACCAAUAUAACUGGCAACAAUUCAUUCUUCAUACGUGGCUCGGUGUACGCUAAUUUCAUAACAUAUAAUAAUACACUUCAAGAUAGAACGAUUCUUCUCUAUACAUUUACCAAUAAUGUAACUUUUAAUGGAAUUUAUUGCGACAUAGUAUCUGUUGGUGUUGGUCAAGUUUGCACACUCUCUGUAAAUAACACCAUGACAAAUAACGUCACAACACAAUAUAUUAAAAUUUACUUCUUAACGUCUGGAUCAGUGUUAAGAGUAAAUGUAAUAUCCGACCUCCCUAAUGUCACUUCUAUAGCUUCAAUAAAUUGGGUGGUGAACUCGAUGUCAUUCGGUGGCUACAUAUUACAUAAUUUUGAUCUCAAUGGUACUACAUAUAUCUAUGCUUAUGACGAAUUUAACUUUCAAGCGCCUUUGGUAUCAACAUUAUCGUCAAACCAAACUGUUCCUAUAAAUAAUUUUUCUACUACACGUUAUACAUUUGGCGCAAAUCUUAUCACGAACAAUAAUACUUUUCUACUCCCAACAUUGAACACAAAUGUAGACCAAACUUCUUGGUCUUUUAUUAAUAUUCCACUGCCUAAAAUUUUAGAAUAUCAAGAUCACGGUUUCGGUAAUCUUCUGAUAAACCAAGUUAACCCACCUAUUAACAGUACUAUCGAUUCAUCUAUUACUACAAGCUUAAAUAUAGUUUUCUUUGAUCCUGUUGUUUUGACUAGCGAUCAGAUACAUGGACAUUUAACCAUUUACAAAACUUCUGAUAACAGCAUUCGACAAAAAGUUUCACCGUUAGACACAGAUUUUUGUAGUACCGAUCCAGAUGGGAAAACUAUUACUAUAAGACUUAUUAGUAGUACAUUUAAUGAGUAUAAUGAGAGUUAUUAUGUACAAAUGGAUAACAAUUUUGUUAAGAAUAGUAUUUAUAAAGAGCCUCUAAAAGGGAUUGGUAAUGGGAUUUGGAAUCUCUCUUCAGAUAAUAUGAACAAUUUACUCAAUUCUUCAGGUAGUACCAUCAUUGGUACAGUCGGCUUAACAUAUGAUGCCAUCCCAAAAUUCACAUCAUUCUCCAGAUCAGAUCGCUCCAAUUAUUUUAGAAAUUUGUUAAAUGAUAUUGCUGAUAAAUUGCCAAUUCGACGUGAACGUUUAGCCACUGAUAAAAAAUUUCAAUAUAAUAAUUACGGACAAAUUAUUUUUUCUAUUGAAAUAAACUUACCAUCACCUGACUUAAAUGAAAACACUGUUGAUAGUGUAGCAGCGGAUCUAAGCACUAUGCUUCUAAAUAAUAAAGUCACAGCAUUUCGUACUGGUAUUACAGGUGAUUUGGAUGGAACUUAUGGCUUUGUUAUAUUGAUUGCCAUCAAUUUCUUUUUUACGACUUAUUUUGUUUUCAUCCAUACUAAAGAAAAACCGUAUCUUUAUUUGCCAAGACCAACAAAAGAACAGGAAGAGAAAAUGAUCGAGAAAAUUGCCGGUGAUGCAAAGGAAAAAAUUAUCAAUGAAACAGAAGAAUAUGUUAAUAAUUUUUUUGAUGGCGCAGUGAAAGAAAUAUUGAAUAAAAAAAAUAAAGAAAUUGAGGAAAUUGAUGAAGCUGCCGAAAAGUUUGUUGAUACGAAGAAAAUUGACUACAAACAUUAUAAAAUGAUCGAGAAAAUUCGUGAUGAAAUAAAGAAGAAACUUAUCGAUAAAACAGAUAAAAUAAUCAAGGAAGUUAGUGAUAAAAUAAAGGAUGAAAUUAUCAACAAUGCAAAGAAAUUUGAUGGUAUUGUAGAGAAGCAAAUUAUCGAUAAAACAGACUUAAUGAUUGAGGAAUUCAGUCACAUUCACUUAAAUGAGGAAACGCUCGAGAAAUUUGGUGAUGACGCUAAGAAAAUUAUCGAUAAAUUUGAUCCAAAAGAUAUAAUAAAGAAAAUUAAAGAUGAAAGAAAUAAAAUUCUCAAAGAAGCAAAUCAAGGAAAAGUAAAGAAAAUUAUCAAUAAAAUAGUUAGACGGAUCAAAGACGUUAUUGGUGAAAUUUUUUCUUACUUUAAAAACGAUGAUUAU
Messenger RNA from Dentiscutata heterogama, 2143 nucleotides. Lineage: Eukaryota; Fungi; Glomeromycota; Glomeromycetes; Diversisporales; Gigasporaceae. The record is from the annotation of a GenBank genome assembly.